AUGUUAUAAAAUAUAUUUACAUUACUAUUUGCAUUAUUAGACUUAUUUGUUUUGUACAUUCUACAUUAUUACUUGGAUGAAUAUUGCUCUUAGAUAUCGACACUUAAUAAAGUAAUAGCUAUUUUAUCUUCUUUUAUACCAGGUAAACUAUUAUGUUUACAAUAGCCAUAAAAAAUAUUAAAUGUUCAUUGAUUUUAAAACCUAUUCAAACUAGUAUGCAAUUUGGAUUUUUACCUAAUUUAUUAACAAGCAAUGCUAUUUUAAAUUUUAUUUUAAGUAUGAUCAUUAGAUUAAGUAUUAUUGCUUUUGUAAUUGUAUUUCCAUUUUCAAUUAUGUUAAUUAUGAAAUUAUCUAGUUUCCUUAAUUUUAUAGGAUUGAUAAUCUCUAUUUAUUUAUUAAUUGAAUUGUCAUGGAAAUCUGGAAUAUAUUUUUAAUAUAAUCUAAAAUAUGCAUAAUUGGCUUCAAUAAUUCCAGGAAUAAUAUUUAUAUACUAUUUACUAAUUAGUGAUGGUAUUUUAUGCAAAUUAUCAAUAUUAUUACCUAUUCUAUAGUUUAUUAUUACUGAAAAAGGAUCUCUUAUAACAUCUUUAAUGAUUGGAAUCUUUAUGAUGUAAAAGUCUAUUUUGAUGAUUUACAUUAUUUAAAGUUUAUUAAUAUACUAUAUUAUCUUUGGAAUUAAAAAUACAUUCACACGUAUAUUAAUUGGAUUAAUUAUAUCUUGCAGCAUUGAUAUUAAAGAAAAUAGCAUGACGUAGAUUCUAUAUUUUAGUAUAUAUAUAUUGACUUUGAUUAAAACAAGAUUUAGAUAAACAAAAUCUGAUUGA
Paramecium pentaurelia is the source of this 824-nucleotide messenger RNA. NCBI's taxonomy places the organism in Eukaryota, Ciliophora, Oligohymenophorea, Peniculida, Parameciidae. The record is from the annotation of a GenBank genome assembly.